ACUUACCUUGAACAGGGAGCAGUUCAUGAUGGUAACUAUUACUAACUUAUCAUUGUUUCAAGCAGUCAACUAUAUGUUUCGUGCUCACAUGUCAUGCUUCCAAAAUUUGCAUAGGUUGUUCCUCGUUGGUGCUAUGGAAGGCAUGACGGAUGGGCGAGUUUGGUGGAUAGGUGGCUCGGCGACGAUGCAGAGUUUGCUGCCAAGAGCAUCAAGGCCCGGGCUAACCGUGGAAAAGACGGGACACACGGCCAAGGAAACAGGAACCACUGGGGCUUCAAGGCCAUGAAGGAGGACAAGUUGAAGAGGCCGCUCUCAGACAUUGAGUCGUGGAAGCUGGCCCGCGAGCGGAGUCAUCCCAAGGAGGGCGAGAGCCAGUACUACGGCAAGACCGAGGAGCACCUGGAGUCUUACACUCAGCACUAUCAGAAGUUGCAUCCGGAUGUUCCUGUUCCUGAGGUCGCCCAGUCUCAGAUCGACGACACGGCGGUGGUGGCCAUCCAGGGGAAGUCACAUGGCCGGUAUCCGUGUUUCGAUGGCUUGAUAAACUCCUUCGAUCUCGUACACACGGCUUCGGUCUACCAACCCGAGCCAGUUAGAGAGUACGGGGCGUUCACAGACUCCCUUAGCCCGCCAGCAUGCUGCAUAUAA
Molecule: messenger RNA, 648 nt
Organism: Triticum urartu
Lineage: Eukaryota; Viridiplantae; Streptophyta; Magnoliopsida; Poales; Poaceae
Source: RefSeq, a predicted model, not a curated record